This is a messenger RNA of Cantharellus anzutake, 2294 nucleotides long. RefSeq lists its product as uncharacterized. The transcript is spliced from 14 exons. Gene Ontology annotation, molecular function: NADP binding; N,N-dimethylaniline monooxygenase activity; flavin adenine dinucleotide binding. The record is from RefSeq and is a predicted model, not a curated record. NCBI's taxonomy places the organism in Eukaryota, Fungi, Basidiomycota, Agaricomycetes, Cantharellales, Hydnaceae. The coding region runs from base 391 to 2235 and encodes 614 amino acids.
AGUUUCCAGUUCCUGCAAGCCCCUUUGCCAAUGCGAUGCUCUCCUACAGAAGCUGGACCCUUCCCGGCACAAACUCCGAAUCAAUUCGCUGUAAAUUAUUGCGCGGAGCGUCGUUGCGCGCAUGUUUGGUGGGAACAGGACGGGGCCCGCUUAAUUAGAACGCCGCGUGUGAUUAGACCGCUGUGUUUGACCGAUUCGUUUUAAUUGUACACGUGCAAUUCGUUGGCACUUGUGCCACGGACUCGCUCCUGCGAUGUAGGAAGCGUGUUACCCUUCGGGGGAUCAUCGGCCCUUUUGUGUUCUUAUGAUGGAUAGAAAGACUGACCCUUUGUGCUCUGCACGCAACCCCCACCCUCCGAAACAAAUUUCUGCGCUCUGACGCGUGCCAACAUGAUUCCUGUUUCGCAAUCAGCGGAAUUGACGUUUGAUGGUUUCCUAACUCGACUUAGAAACUCGUUUGAAACUCGUAACGUUAUUGGAUUCGUGGACCUAUUCCUCCCCAAUGGUUAUCUUCGCGACCUUCUUAUCUGUGACUGGGAUCUGAGGUCUGUUUCAAGAGAUUCACUCGAGGAAUUUUUCCGCGCUCGGAAAGGGCUGCCGGGCAUCGAUCCCAAGACAAUCAAAGUAGAUGAUAAGAAAACUCCACCGCUCUUCAACGCCACGGGAAACUGGAUUCAAGGAUUUUUUGUUUUCGAAACCCCCACCUCCCUUGGAGAAGGCGUAGCGAGGAUUCUUCCGGAUACUACUACUGGAAUUUUCUGUGCCUUGACAUUGUCGCUGGCUCUGCACCAACUCAAAGAUCAUGGUCCUCUCGUGGGGCCCAACCGUCCAAUUGGCUUCAAACGCGGCCCUACGCGCCCAUCUCUCAACUGGCUUGAGGAGCGCCAAUCCUUAUCCUCCUUUACCCCCGAUUCCCCUUACCCAAAUCCAACGGUUAUCAUCAUUGGUGCAGGUCACUCAAGCCUCAUGCUUGCAGCGAGACUGCGCCGCCUGGGUAUCGUGACCCUGAUUGUUGAUAAACAGGAACGACUGGGAGAUUCAUGGAGGAAAAGAUAUCACUCGCUUGUCCUCCAUGAUGCUCUCUGGGGUAACGUAUUUCCGUUCCUACCUUACCCCGAUGAUUGGCCGGUGUUUCUGUCGAAAGAUAAGGUUGCUAAUUGGAUGGAGUCUUUUGCGAGCAUCAUGGAGCUGAAUGUGUGGUUGAAAUCCACGAUUGAGCCUAAUUCAACGUUUUACGACGAAGAAUGUGGGACAUGGACUCUCACUAUACGAAAAGGGGAUGGGUCGAUUCGAAAAAUGAAGUGCAAGCAUCUUGUUCAAGCAACUGGUCAUGCAGGGGAACCGAAUGUUCCUAGCUUCAAGGGGGAAGGACUUUUCACAGGCAGUAUCCGCCACUCAAGUGCCCACGAUGGCGGAGCAAUGUGGAAAGGCAAGAAGGCCGUAAUUAUUGGCUGUGGCAACUCCGCACACGAUAUUGCCCAUGACUUCUAUAGCAAAGGGGCUACCCAUGUGACUAUGAUACAGCGUUCGGCAACGGCUGUGGUCAGUAGAGACGUAGGUAUCCCAAAACUUCAGUACGCCGCGGGUUAUCGAGAAGGUGGCCCACCCACAGAGGAAGUAGAUUUAAGCGUGAUUUCGUUCCCUUACAAGGCGUUUGAACCAUAUGCAGUGAUGACGCAUGCGGCAAUCAACGAGGAGGACAAAGAACUGCUCGCUGGCCUUGAACGAGUUGGCUUCAAACUAAGAGGAAAGGGGAGCCCCGGACUACUGUAUCAGUACUUCCGGUUCUCGGGGGGUCACUACGUUGAUGUCGGCUGCUCGUCCUUGAUCAUCAGGAGAGACGUGAAAGUAAAGCAAGGACAAGUCCAAAGCUUCGAGGAAAACGGGCUUAGAUUGACGGAUGGGAGUUUUCUUGAGGCCGACGUCGUCGUGCUAGCGACGGGCUAUAAAUCAAUGCUCGAGACUUGUCGUAAGAUCUUUGGUAGUCACAUAGCUGACCAGACAGCUGCAGCUUGGGAAAUGAAGCCUGAUAGUGACAUAUAUGGUGUUUGGACGCAUUCUGGUUUCCCAGGGUUUUGGUACAUCGGCGGUGGAAUCCUCUUAUCUAGAAUAUACUCAAGAUAUGUGGCACUGUGGAUCCAAGCGAUAGAGCAUGGUGUCGCGCCGAAGCGACGAGUCCCUACUCAAACAUUGUGUAAGGGAGUUGGGACUGUGCCCGUGAGGGCCAAGCUAUGAUAUGUUGUACAUGUAAAUGAUCUGUAGACAUGAGCCGAAUUAGGAAGUUGCGUGACGUG